Molecule: messenger RNA, 3492 nt
Organism: Symbiodinium sp. CCMP2592
Lineage: Eukaryota; Dinophyceae; Suessiales; Symbiodiniaceae
Source: the annotation of a GenBank genome assembly
AUGGCAGGGACCUUCGCAGACUUGGAAGGUAAGAUCAAGGCAGUGAACGGGUUUGUGGAGGCGCAGAAAGGGGACGUGGAUGAAAAAACGUACAAAGCCCUGAAGAGCACGCAGCUCAAUCAGCUGUUGGACGAGAUCGGCGUCUUCCGCGGCCUCACGCCGGAGAACGCAAUCCAGGUGACCGCCAUCGUCCGCGAGGGCCCGUGGGAGCCGGAGGACAGAGCGGUCCUGGCCGGCUGCCUUUCAAACAAUCUGGCCAACCGAGGGGGCACGCCAGGGGCACAUGUCCGCCGAGCAAACCAGGACUUGCUCACCUUCGCCCCCUUCUUAAGCCUGGCAGACCCGGCGAUAUCUCAGCAUUGCAAGGCAGAUGCCGUCGCGAGCCGGAUGAUCAAAAUCCAGCUCUGGCUGGCCAGCGAGCAAGCAUACGGUGAGGUCAUUAAGACAGUGCAGGCGGCAGGCCUCGCCCUGGAAACUCCCGCGGACAAGUACGGGUUUCUGCAACUGCUCAAGAAGAUGGUGAGGACUCGGGUCAAGAAGUUUCCCAAGACGAUCGCAUUGCCGAACCCGUUCCCUGAAUUGUCGGAGACCGUACGUUCGGCAGCGUAUCAGCCUGACGAUCCCCCGGUUGUCAUCCAGGGGACGAAUGUGCAGGCCACCAUCAUGAGGAAAAGCAGUGCCGAACUCCGGCCACAAGACGCCCUGAUGGUCCUUCCGAACAAGAAACCGCGCACAAGCUUCGGGCAGCAGCAGACUCAGCAGACCCAGCAAGAGAUGUUCGUGGGCAUGGCAAACCAGUUUGCAUCCAUGAUGAUGAGCUAUAUGGGUGGCGGCUCCGCCGGUUCCAGCGGGUCGGCUGGCGCGGACUUGCCGGGGUUCCGGCUUUUGCAACCGCCAAAGGGGCAAGGCAAGCACGGUGUUGGCCAGCCUCCGGAUCAGCAGACCGAUUCGCAGCAGGACUCGCCGCCCCCGCCGCAGCAGUCACUUGCGACGCAGCGGCCAACGUUGCAGUCUCCGACGCAGCCAGAGGAAUCAGCAACGAAGCCUGGCGCCCUGACGUUUGAGAUGCCGGACACAUCAUCACCACCCAAGGAGGAACGUGCUCCUGAUCGUCAGCCGCUGAGCGCACAAGAAGCUGCCAAGGCAGUCGAGAAUGCGGUGGACAACCGCGCCGAGCAGACGAGCAAGAACAAGGUGGCCGGCAUUCUCAAAAAGCCCGCGGCCGCAGCGAAGGCCAAGUCCACCGCCAAAGCUCAGGCCAAGUCCACGGCCAAAGCUCAGGCCAAGUCCACGGCCAAAGCGAAGGCGAAGUCCCAGGCGAAGAUGACAUCUGUGACGGCAGGUCCGAACAAGGGCUGGGUUGUAGAGGUACGUGAGCGCAAAGGCGGGAAUAGUGCCGGGCAAACCGACACGUACUAUCGUUCUCCGAACGGUGGAGUUUUCCGCACGAGGGGCGAGGCCCAGAAGCACGCCUCGGUAGAGAUGGCAGCCACCAAAAUCCUGGAGGCCCAUCGCAAAUCCUUUGUGUCGCAGCGAGCGCUUGCUGAGAUAUUACAGCUGCUGCCGGAAGAGGAGGACCAACCCGCAACGUCCAGGGCCACCUUGAAACGGAAGCGAGACGUGAAGAUGAACCUCGCCACUCCGUACGGGCCACUGUGGAAGGAACUCACUGGUUUCACCAUGAAGGACGGGCCGCCACUCAAGGUGAGCUACGUCGAUCCGCUGGCGUUGCUUUGGCAUGCCUGCAAUCAAGGGGGUGGCUUCCAGGAGUUCCUGCAGAACUGUGCAGCGAGAAGCCCCUGCAGUCCACGGCAACCAUGGGAUAUAUGCCUUUAUGUGGACGAAGUCUCUCCGGGUAAUCAACUGAAGCCGUUAAACGAACGCAAGCUCCAAGUGCUGUACUUUUCCCUGAAACAGUUCGGGGGCUUGGCGCUGAGCAAAGAAGACUCGUGGUUCGUGCUGACUGCAGUGCGUUCCACCGAUGUCAAGCGCCUCACAGACGGCAUGACGCAGCUCAUGAAGAGGAUCUUUGGCAUCUUCCUUUUGGACCGGCGAGAUCAGCUGCUGCACGGCGUAAGGCUGCCCAUGCCAAAUCAACGACACUGGAUGCUUUGCCUCUUGAUCGCGGACGAGGCAGCACUCAAGAGUGUUUGGGAAGACAAAGGAGCCAGCGGCACGAAGCUCUGCUUCAUGUGCCAAAACGUUGUGUCCCAUUCCUCAGGCUUGCACACCACGGACGCAACAGGCAGUCUGGUGAGCCAUGUCAGCCACCAGAAGAGCCAAAUGCUGCAGCAGACGGACGCCAGUAUAAAGGAAGCGGCACAACACCUCGCCCAGUGCCGGCCCUUGAUGAACAAGGGCACAUUUAAAACGCGGCAAUUCGCCCUGGGGUUGAACUUCUGCGAGCACGGGGCGCUCUUUUCUCCUGAACUGCGGGAGUUUUUGAGACCUAUCUCCAUGACCAUGUUUGACUACAUGCACAACUUUGUUGUGGCUGGAGUCUUUCAUGCGGAGAUGACAAUGCUGCUGCAAGUUUUGCAAAGCCAGGGCAUACAGCAAGACGAGAUGCACAGCUUCGUGAGUGCUUCCCGCUGGCCGUCUGCGGUUGGGGACAAAGGCGCCUCCGUCAAGAAAGUCUUCGCUAAGAAGAUGAGCGAGUUCAAAUCCGCGUCGUCGGAGGCUAUGGCAUUGUACCCGGUGAUGCGGGCCUUCUUGCAGGAGAAACUGCCAAGCGUCCGGGACCACGAGUGCAGGGAAUGCUGCCGCUGCUUUUUCAUUCUUUGCGAAGUCCUGGACCUCCUCUAUAAGACGGCGGCACCACAGGAUCCUUCAAACCUAGCUGCUGUUCUGGAGCAGAAAAUCGCAGCCCACCUGGAGCUGUUCAAACAAUGCUACGGGGUGGAAAAGGUCAUUCCAAAGCACCACCUGAACAUGCACCUGGGGGACCUGCUGCGGCGUCAUGGCGUGCUCCUCUCGUGCUUCGUGCACGAGAGGAGGCACAAGGAGAUAAAGAGAUACGCGAAUAACCUCGACUCCAUGCAGGCAGGAUCCGAAAAACACAUUCUGGAAAUGGAAUUGGAGGAACACCUAAAGAACCUCCUCGUUUUCUCCGAAAGGAGAACGGGGUUGGUCAACCCCAAGGCUGCCGCCGGGUUGGUGCAAAGCGCUUUCUGCGAUUUCUUUUCUUUGCCAGGCUGUCCUGGACUGCUCGUAAGCAUGUCGUGCCACGUCGGGAAUGGCAGGCUGUGCAAGCGAGAGGACCUGGUCGUGGUCCGUGCGCCCAACGGCGAAUCAGUGGCACAGGUGUGGUUCCAUGUGGAGUUCAACGGACACGGCUACACGUGCAUGUCCGACUGGCGCGAUUUGGGGCGAAAUCGUUUUCAAACCUGUGAGGAGCCUGUGUUCCGAGCAACUGAAGACAUCUGCAGACUUUGUGCUUUCAAGACAGAGGGUGACCGUGCUUUGGUCAUACCGCUCAGUAUGCCCAUGUGA